This is a messenger RNA of Helicoverpa zea (corn earworm), 2006 nucleotides long. RefSeq lists its product as uncharacterized. The transcript has 3 exons. NCBI's taxonomy places the organism in Eukaryota, Metazoa, Arthropoda, Insecta, Lepidoptera, Noctuidae. The coding region runs from base 386 to 1627 and encodes 413 amino acids. The record is from RefSeq and is a predicted model, not a curated record.
UCCAAUCCCUGAAUGGAUAUUUGUUAUUCCUGAAGAUUACACAACUAAGGAACCACUAUAUGCAUUAUGUUGAUUCAUGAUUGAGCGGUGGGUGACACGACACGAUAUGGGAGUCCCGAUGAAUAAUUGAGGCACUCGUAGACACACGCAUGCGCGAGACGCCGGCAAAGCGAGACGUAGCCCCAGGCGGCGUAUCUAUUCGAGCUCAGUGCACCGAAACUGCUACCCCAGUAUGAAGUAAUAUUUUUUGCUACGCUCGAAUGUUUCGCGUCGAUUUUACGUACAACAAGCGUUGCAGACUCAGAAAUGUGCAAAGCCGCCGCGGUAUAAGUACGCAGAGAUAGUAUUUGUCGCUGUAAUUCUUGUGGCGAGUAAGUAGUGCACGAUGCAAGCCGGGGGCCCGGACAGUGCGGCGGUCUCUGAAGCCCCCAGCAGUGGCAGCGAGGACUCGGACUGCGAGCCGGGACCGGAGGCCGAUGCGGAUGCCGCUCUCACCGAGGAGUGGGCCCGGGAACUGUUAGCCGGCGCGGGCGUGGUCGCUCCUAACGAGGUACAUGUGGAGUCCCGCGCGGGUGUUGCUGGAGCUCUAAGUCGUGUGCUGGCUGUGACAGUCUGCUACGAAAGCAAUGGCGAGCGCCGGUCUCUACCACUCGUCGUCAAGCUGCCACCACGGGACCCCUUCGGCCGACUGUUCGUGGCUGAGGCACAAUUUGACACCAGAGAGAUCCUAUUCUACACGGAGCUAGCACCAGCUCUCAACAAACUCGCCGAAGAAGCUCUAGGCCCCGGACAAGGCCUACCUGUACCAAGAUGCGUGAAAGCCAGGCUACCUGACGAAAUUGGAGGAGACAGCGAGCUUGUACUAGAAGAUGUGACGUCAGUUGGCUACGAAGCCGCUGACUUCGCUGAAGGCCUGACUGAGGAGCGGGCGAGAUCAGCGCUGUACGCUGCUGCGAGACUUCACGCUCUUUCCCUCGCACUGCGCGAUAGAGAAGGACCUUUGGACCAGAGAUUUGAUUUUCUGUUCCCGUGUGAACGAGCUGCGGCGGGAUAUUUACGUCUUGUGCGACGAGGACUGCCACAACUUGAAGCAUUUUUACGAGGACGCCCAGACUGUGUUGAAGAAGCAGCCGCCGUUUCGGCGCUGAGUGCCCGUGCUCCUUCCUUGCUCGGGACGUUGCUGAGACCUGCCGAACCGGCACCACUUGCACAUGCUGACUUUUGGAGUGGAAAUCUCUUGUUUAGAGAAAAGGAAGGUGUGAGUGAAUGUAUAGCCCUUGACUGGCAAAUGGUUUCUCUGGGGAGACCAAUGGAUGACGUCGCAUUGUUACUUCUUUCUUCUUUGACACCGGAACUGAGGAGAUCGGUUGGCGACUCACUGAUAGAAGAGUAUGGAGAUAGGUUGGAAGCGGAGUGUGCAAGAUUGGGGGCUACUUCUGCUGGUGUCACGGUGAGACGUGGCUUAAGGCCGGAUUGGCCGAGAGCAGCGCUCAGAGCACUAUUGUUGUGUGCUGGAAGCGUUGAUGUUGCAUUAGGAGAACCGAGAGCUGAGAGACGUCUGUUGGAAGCGGUCCGAGAUUUACAUUCGCAAGGUGUUCUUGCUUUAAGACCAGAUAAUGAAGCGUGAGAGCUAUCAAACGUGUGCCAAGAGCGUGCUGAGUAUUUGAAAUCAACCGUUCAUUACUUAACAAUGCAGUCCAAUCACAUAGUGUAUUUAUAAUUUUAAUUCGGUAUAUUUUAAGCACAAAUUACACUUCUUUCAUGGGUGUAAUGACAUUAUUAUUCGUCUUAGUUAACAACGAUCGGAUUCUACGGAGACACCCGUGACCCGAGCCGCGCGCCGGUAGCGGAGUGAUGCCUAAACAAAGACUGAAUUUACGUAUAUCUACAUCGUGCGUACAUGUAUCGUACCUACAGUAGGUGUUAAUUGCUCAUCGUAUCAAAAGCUAGAAAUUCAUUGCGGUCUAUUGACUAUUAUUUAAAAACAAAUAAAUUAUUGACAGUAA